Molecule: messenger RNA, 4055 nt
Organism: Danaus plexippus (monarch butterfly)
Lineage: Eukaryota; Metazoa; Arthropoda; Insecta; Lepidoptera; Nymphalidae
Gene: Ack
Product: activated Cdc42 kinase Ack
Exons: 10
Coding region: 284-2998 (904 amino acids)
Biological process (GO): protein phosphorylation
Molecular function (GO): protein binding; protein tyrosine kinase activity; ATP binding
Source: RefSeq, a predicted model, not a curated record
CAGUAUGCAAUUUAUUGUUAGUUAUUAAUGUUUCUAAAUAAAAAUAUUUUUUAUUGUUAUGUUACGUAUUAUGUUAAUAAUAGUAUCUAACAGUUGUCAUAGAUUGGCACUACUAUAAAGUUAAAGGAGUGCUGUAUAUAGUUUUUAUUUAUUAAAAUUUUUAGCUCUUAGUUGUGGGAAGGAGAUGCAAUUUUUAUUUCCUGUUUGAAAUGUUACUUUUGAGAGAAAACAAAAUAAUACAUUUAUUAAAUAGCUAAAAGGCUACAAAUAUAAAAUAUAUAAAAUGGAUUCGGAAACAGAUUGGUUGUGUGAAAUAUUACAAAAUGUUCAACUGGAACAGUUUUAUUUGGCAAUUAGAGAUCAGCUUCAGAUUACACGGUUAGCACAUUUUGAUUAUGUGCACGCUGAAGACCUUGAAAAGAUUGGUAUUAGCAAGCCUGGAAUACGCAGGCUGCUUGAUGCUGUUAGGAAAAAGAAGUUGCAGCUAUGGAAUCGAAAGUUUUGGAAUAAGCUGUUUGGUUCGCCAAGUUCAACAUCGAAGGAAAAGACUGAUAUAGCAGUAAAGCCUCAAACACAGACUGAAUCUCAAACAACAUGUAUUAUUCUGGAAAAGGAUAUUGUGUUACACAAUGAGUUAGGUAAUGGAUCAUUUGGUGUUGUGAAACGGGGGGAAUGGAAGGUAGAUCAAUCAAACAAAACAAUGCCUGUUGCCGUUAAAGUGUUGAAGGCGGAUGCUUUUACCCAGCCGGGGAUAUAUGACGAUUUUAGGAGAGAAGUUGAAGCUAUGCAUAGCUUGAAACAUCCAAAUCUAAUUAAAUUACAUGGGGUUGUGUUCCAUCCCUUGAUGAUGGUCUGUGAAUUAGCCACUAUGGGAGCAUUGCUAGAUUAUAUACGAGCCCAGGAUGGCAAAGUGUCACUGCAAUAUAUAUCGAAAUGGUCUAGUCAAGUCGCAGCUGGUAUGGCUUAUUUGGAGAAGAAUAGAUUUCUGCAUAGAGAUUUAGCAUGCCGGAACAUAUUAUUGUCAAAUUUAGAACUGGUUAAGAUUGGUGAUUUUGGCUUAAUGCGAGCAUUACCAGACACCGACAACUGCUAUGUUAUGAGUGAACGUCGUCGUGUGCCAUUCCCUUGGUGUGCACCGGAAUCUCUCCGUUCGAGACAAUUUUCACAUGCAUCCGAUGUGUGGAUGUUUGCAGUAGCAUUGUGGGAGAUGUAUUCCUUUGGCGAAGAACCCUGGCUCGGUCUGAAUGGUUCUGAGAUACUCCGUCUUAUAAUGCGCGAGGGUCAUCGUCUCUCGUCCCCGGCCGCGUGUCCGCCGGACGUGUACAUGUUGAUGAUGCAGUGCUGGGAUCUCGACCCCAAGGAGAGACCAACAUUCGCUGGUAUACUCAGAUAUAUGGACACCAAUCGCUUUGAAACAGCCAUAGCUAAUUUGAGCUAUAGGAAGACAGGUCAGAUGUCUAUAGAGGCCGGUGACGCUAUCAUACUAAUUGACAAGCGACCGGAGCUCCACUGGUGGAAGGGACAAAACCAAAGAUCCCUUCAAGUCGGUCUGUUUCCCAGUAACAUAGUCACCAUUAAGACCCAGAACAACCAAGCGGUUGUUAAAUCUCAUACGUCUUUGAAUCGUAAAGUGUCCAAUCCAACAAGCGAGGACGAAGUGACGCUCCGCAGACGGCGCACUAUUGAAUCGACCCAGGCUCCAACAACACGAGCCGGGAACACGUCCAGCAAACAUUUUAAUUACAACAAGCUGGUGAACGAUAGAACGAGGACUGUCAGAGAUAACUACUCCAAGAGCUUAGGGCAAGUGAAAGAGGACUUGCUUAUCGACUUAGACCUACCGCCGCGCACCGAAACCACGACCGCAAACAAACAGGCGACACACAACAAUGUAUCGAUAUUGGACGAGCCCAUCGAUGUUCCUGAAAUCGGUCCUGAAUUAGAUUGGGCUCAGCACAGCAUUGAAAGUCUGCCGACGUACUGUACGGAACCACAGACAAGUCGAAGCAUAUACGGUGCUAAGUCAUUGGACGGAUUGAAUGUUACGCAACCACAACCACAGCACGACCCGUUCGAUACAACGAACCCGUGGCUGUCAAACAACGAAUCUCAACCGAGAGCCAACUACGACAUACAGUUGAACGAUUCCCUCAACCGACUCAGUCUUCAAUCUCAGACGUACUCGAAUACCUUAUCUAAUAGUUCAGAUGCAGAAUUAUAUAACAAUAUAAUUCCGGUCGGCCUGAACAAUACUAACCAGCAGAAUAACCAGCAAAACAACCAGAAUAACUACGGCUUGUUGUCCAACGCGUAUACGACCUCCAUACAGGCGUGCAUUAGAAGCACGCACAACGAAAAUACGAGUUCGGAAAAUAAAUACGAAUCUAACACAAAAUCUCCCACACAAAUAUCGCUGGACGACAGAAUAUCCGAAUCAUUGAAUCUCAGAGCGAAGAAUACUAACAGCGAUCUAUACGCGAACUGCGACACGCCCGCGACAUCUCACAACACUAACGGCGGGUACGGCGAUAUACCGAUUUACAGCAAUUUCGAAAUAAAUCCGACCCAACCAUUAGUACUGGAAACUAAAGACUAUUACAAGAAACUGUCGACGCCAGCCGGCAGCGUCGACAUGGACUAUACAAAAAACAUGUACGUGCCCAAACAGGAGGAUGGAGAGAAGUUGAAAAAUUUCAGCGAGAACUUGGAAAACUCCAAAAACUAUUCAGUAUUCAAGACAUAUCAGAAUAUAGAUUACUUGCAGUACAGCGGUCGCUACGGGCCAUCGACCUCGCGCCGCGCUACGUACGACGAGGUGAACGAAUCUAACAUAUACAGUGAGAUCGGCGAGCCGAGUGUGUAUUCGAGCUCGAGUUACAUGAAUGCGAAUACAAGUACACCUACGAAUACGAAUACGAAUACGUGUGUGUACGAUGAAGUUUACGAACCGGUGCCUCGGCCCCACAGACCCGCACCGCCCUGUCCAUUUAAACGAUGAGAUUAUACUCCAACAUGACAUUUAACUAUAAUUUAUUGAUUCAAACUUCUGUAGCGCUUCAUUGUUGUAAUCUUUACAUGUUUGUUAUAGUCCAACGAGGCAAUGAUAGUCCAAACUAUUUUUUAUUAAAAGUCUGAAAUCGAUUAAACGUUGAUUUGAUUAUAAGAAUAUAAUAUAUUGAAAUCAUCGUUAUACAUGUACUCGAGAAAUAAGGAAUGAGGUUAUUGAAUAAAACUACUAGCGUUGGCUGAUUACGAUGAGAUUAUUCUAUAUUCUCGAAAUUAUAAAUAAGUUAUUUCAUAACAAUAACUCGAAUAUUAUAAAAGAAAACAGAAAAAUCUCUACAAAUAUAUAUUUUAAUUAAUCUAGUUUUGAUAUUCUGAACAUCACAAUAAGGUGCCUCACCGCAAAGUACCUGUUAGAAUUAAAAAUAGUAAUAGUCCGUAAAAAAAAUAUAUUUUUUUUCUAUUAUAGGACAAUGAUAUUUUUCAGUUUCAUUAUCACAUUAAUGACAUUAAAUAGUUACUCGAAUUGAUUAUUUUUUGUAUAAUUUAUAUAUACAUUUAUCGUUUAAAAAAAAUCAGACAAUAUUCUAUUAAAUAAUACAAAUAAUGUAUUUUUAAUAUAACAAAGGUUAUUGUCAACGCCUUGUGUAGUGUUCGCCGUUGUUGCCAAUUCAAAUGUAUAUUAAGAAUAAGUUUUCUUUCAAUACAUUGAUAUGUAAAAAAAAAAAUGCAGCUAAUUUAUAUUUUUAAUCUGUCGACGAUAUCAACUAUCUUGAUAUCUAGAUUCAUUAGUACUUUACGUUUGUAAAUGUACAUCAAGUGUUGCCAUGGCAGAUAAUUUAAUAUGUAUUAUAUAGACUUAUAUAAAUAUAUGUAUUUAUUUCAAAUUAAAUAUAGUUUUGUAACUAUUAACUGGAUAUGAUAUUUUUUUUUCAUUGAAUUAUAAUCUGUCUUUAAUGUAUUUUGAUAACUUUGUAUAUAGUGUGUUGCGGCUGUAUUUUUCCAAACAUUGUAUGAUAUUAACAGUUAUCGUAAUAAAGACAUUAACAGUA